Molecule: messenger RNA, 871 nt
Organism: Anoplophora glabripennis (Asian longhorned beetle)
Lineage: Eukaryota; Metazoa; Arthropoda; Insecta; Coleoptera; Cerambycidae
Exons: 2
Coding region: 301-786 (161 amino acids)
Source: RefSeq, a predicted model, not a curated record
GCAUUCAUAUCGACAUCUUUAUGAGAAACAGUAAACGGUGACGUUCUUCGUUAACAGUAAGUAUUUAUGCAUCGAAAUCGAUCCUCUUUCAGAUUUAUUAUUAGCCACCCUGUACAAAAAUCUCUAUGUCAACCUCAACAGGAGGCAUCACCGUUCCAGUUUCACGCAAAACAAGUCCCCAUCUGAUCGACCCAUCGUCCAACGGGACCUUCUCCUUCCAAACCCGCCUAUAGCACGUCCAAGCUCGACCCACUGCCAGUGUGCCUUCCACACCGAAAACAUACCAGUCAACCACCAAAAAUGUACCGCCAACUACUAACUUUGACCAUAACGAACAUCAUAUGUGCGAUCUGCGCACCUACGGAACACCCGCAACAAAACGCUGUCUACGACUUUUCCAAAUUCGACGAAGUCUACGACCAGCGCCAGAACGGCACUGAGAACAUCAAGGUGGACGUCAACGGCGUGGUAGUCGUCUGGGCGGCACCGGAGGCUGUGCUCUCGGCUGUGUCCCUGCUAGAACCCGGGCUACUAGACGGUGACUACUCCGACCUGGAAGAACUUUUGGGUUCCCAGAAGCCGCUCAAGCCGGAAAACUUGCUGGUGGUGAGUCCCGAGAGACCCAGUAGCAGCACUACUACCGCCUUGCCGCCGAGCUUGGUGACGGAAAGUGGUGGUGACUCUCCCCAGAAGGUUCAGAAUAACACCGCAAGGCAUGAAAACAUUAAAAGGAAAUAUAGAAUACCACUAUUCAUCAGACCAUUUCUAGCAAGAAGAAAGCAGUAAACAUUAUUUGUCCAGCUAUUUCCUGCAAAUACAUAUUUUGACUGAUCUAUUUAAUUAUGUGAUGACUUUUUAAAUAAAUAUAUAG